AGGAGCAAAGCAGAAGCAGGAGUCGGGCAGCGCUCACAUCUCCGCUCCAGCCCUGCAGCACACACGGGGCAUAUGACAUUGAACAAAACUUCCAUUCAGUGCGCUCCCCUGUGAAAGUGCUGCCAAGUGCCUGGCUCUGCUGCGGGCCAUUUCCUGACUAAGAAUAGCAGAGAGCAGCCUACUGGGGACUCCUCAAUCUGUCAGCAACGCGGGGGAGUCUCAGCGCUGCACCGGGCAAACCAUUGCUGCACCGACAGGGGGGAACCCGCAGCUCGCCUUGCCCCAGGACAGGGCAACUAUUGCAAGGGACUGUGCCCAGCAGCGCGGCUCUGGUAUUCAUUGACUUGUCAUUUGGCCGGGGCUGUACGAGUGACAGGGCUGUGUCCCUUCAGGAGCUGACAGACCGCUCCGUGCCCGGGGAACUUGGGGAGAAAGUUGCGGCUUGGGUGCAGCAGCCAUGGAUAUGCGCUCAGUGGGCAGGCUGCUGCUGUUCCCCGUACAGAUGCUAUUCGCCAUUCUAAAGGCUGCUGCGAACUUGCUGAUGCCCACUAGGCUGAGGGACCUGAGCGGGGACACUGUGCUCAUCACUGGCGGAGGCAGGGGGAUCGGCCGCCACCUCGCUAGGGAGUUCGCAAAGCAAAACGCUAAAAAGAUAAUUCUGUGGGGCCGGACAGAGAGGUGCCUUAAGGAAACUACUGAAGAAAUAAAGCAAAUGGGAACGGAUUGUUCAUACUUUGUAUGCGAUGUUGGUAAUCGUGAGGAAGUCUACCAGCAAGCAAAAGCUGUCAGAGAAAAGGUUGGAGAUGUAACCAUUUUGGUGAACAAUGCAGCGGUUGUACAUGGCAAGAGUCUCAUGGACAGUGACGAUGAUGCUCUCUUGAAGUCCCAACACAUUAACACACUAGGACAAUUUUGGACUACAAAAGCUUUCCUGCCACGUAUGCUGGAACUUCAGAAUGGCCACAUUGUUUGUAUAAACUCUGUGCUGGCCUUAUCUGCAAUCCCUGGUGCCAUUGACUAUUGCACUUCCAAAGCUUCCUCCUUUGCCUUCAUGGAAAGCUUGACCUUGGGCCUUUUGGACUGCCCAGGAGUAAAUGCUACAACAGUACUGCCAUUCCACACCAACACAGAGAUGUUUCAGGGAAUGAGAGUAAGGUUUCCUAACCUUUUCCCACCUUUGAAGCCUGAAACAGUAGCUACAAAAACAGUGGAGGCUGUUCAAAAGAAUAAAGCUUUUCUUCUGCUUCCAUGGACGAUGCACGCACUUGUGAUCUUAAAAAGCAUCCUUCCUCAAUCAGCACUUGAAGAAAUACACAGAUUUUCAGGAGCUUACACCUGUAUGAACACUUUCAAAGGGAGGACAUAGACACCAUGAAAGACUACUGUGCGCAAUUAGGCACAAGCAAUCCUAAGAAGACUGUGGAGCCGAGUCUCUACUUUCAUGCCCGGUCUUAUGACUGAUGCUCUUGCGGCAUAUGGUUCUUCCAGGUCAUUUAUCCUGUAACGUGGCCUUUGGGCAGGCCCCAAUAAUGCUGAACUCUAUGGACUCUGGAGCACGUCAAGUGAAUUUUGUUUUCCUUUCUUUUAGGGAUUUAGAGUUUUUAUUGUUUAACUCUGCUGGUAGCAAGAACAGAUUCAAAUUUACUUUUUUUAAUCUGCUUUUAGCAAUUGUUUAAGCAACAGUUGCAUUGUGUUGUAGUGCUAAAUACAGACCAAUACUGCUUCUAAUCCAGUGAAAAUGUUGGAAAUCAUUAGCGAGUUCACCCCCCGCAUUGUAUUUUCUCAGGAUAAUUAACAGAGCAUAUUGGUAUACUUGCCUGAAAAAACACAAUACUUAAAUUUAAGUAAGGUUUUAAUAUAUUUUGUUAAGCUAUUCAAUUUUAAAUGGCUUCAGAUUUUGUGUUUCUACAAAGGGCUUGAAAAAAAAAUCAGGUUUUGUACAGCUUUGUUUUUAAGGUGUAUUUAAAAGCAUUAAAGGGGAUAUAGCUUGGCUCCCUUCCUUAAAUGCUUUGUUGACAUUUAACUGAAACCAGUAACUGUAACCAAAAUAAUAUACAUUAUAAUGUGUAUGUUCACUUUCGCUGAGAGAAAAACUGGUCUACCAUUUUAUUCGUAUCUUGCAACGCUCACAGUAAAAUGUUUGGAAAAGAG
Molecule: messenger RNA, 2151 nt
Organism: Xenopus tropicalis (tropical clawed frog)
Lineage: Eukaryota; Metazoa; Chordata; Amphibia; Anura; Pipidae
Gene: dhrs3
Product: dehydrogenase/reductase (SDR family) member 3
Biological process (GO): retinol metabolic process
Cellular component (GO): membrane
Molecular function (GO): all-trans-retinol dehydrogenase (NADP+) activity
Source: RefSeq, marked provisional